Morus notabilis is the source of this 1563-nucleotide messenger RNA. RefSeq names its product serine/threonine-protein kinase D6PKL2. Gene Ontology annotation, biological process: protein phosphorylation. Gene Ontology annotation, molecular function: ATP binding; protein serine/threonine kinase activity. Gene Ontology annotation, cellular component: nucleus; plasma membrane; cytoplasm. Bases 108 to 1502 code for a protein of 464 amino acids. The record is from RefSeq and is a predicted model, not a curated record. Lineage: Eukaryota; Viridiplantae; Streptophyta; Magnoliopsida; Rosales; Moraceae. The transcript is spliced from 2 exons.
AACUCCUCUCUCUCUCUCCGCCUCCCUCUCCGACGAUCGAUCCUCCGCUUUCCGAUCAAAAUCUCCUUGCCGUCACCGCCGCCAUUUCAGCCUUCGAUUUCACCUCAAUGGAGCAGUGCGCUGACGAUCUCGCCGACGACCUGGACAGCAUAAGCUUCAACUCCACGACGACGACGGCGACCACCGCCGUCGGGACGAAGAGGAGCACGAGCUCCGGCUCCGAAUCUACGACGACGCGGACGGCGUCGAGCCUUCUCUCCUCCUCCUCCUCCCUAUCGAAGCCCCACGCGCCGUCGUGCGACCCGUGCUGGGACGCGAUCCGGCGCGUGAGCAAGUCGGAGUCCGGCGGCGAGCUCGCACUCGGUUUUGGUGACCUCCGUUUCGUGCACCGCCUCGGGAGCGGCGACAUCGGCAGCGUGUACCUGGUGGAGCUCAGGGGCGGAAGCAAUGGCUGUUUGUUCGCCGCGAAAGUGAUGGACAAGAAAGAGCUCGCGAGCAGGAACAAGGAGAGUAGGGCGAGGAUAGAGAGGGAAAUUCUCGAGAUGCUGGACCACCCGUUCUUGCCGACGCUCUACGCCGCCAUCGAAUCGGCGCGGUGGUCGUGCCUCCUCACCGAGUUCUGCCCCGGCGGCGACCUCCACGUGCUCCGCCAGCGCCGACAGGAGAAACGUUUCGACGAAUCCGCCGUCCGGUUCUACGCGUCAGAGGUAAUCGUAGCGCUGGAAUAUCUCCACAUCAUGGGCAUAAUCUACCGCGACCUGAAACCAGAGAAUGUCCUCGUCCGAUCCGACGGUCACAUCAUGCUCACCGACUUCGACCUCUCCUUAAAAUCCGACGGCUCCGCUUCAACGGCCCACCUCGCCUCCAACCACGACCCGCCCGUCAUCGCACCCAACCCCGACUACUACCCGAUCGACCAACCCCCAUUCGCCACGUCAUCAUGCAUAAUUCCGAACUGCAUCGUCCCGGCAGUUUCGUGCUUCCGUCCCAGACGCCGCCGCAAGAAGAAGCUCUACUCCGGCCACGGCGGCCCUCCGGAGAUCGUUGCCGAGCCGAUGGACGUUCGGUCGAUGUCGUUCGUCGGAACGCACGAGUAUUUGGCUCCGGAGAUCGUCUCCGGCGAGGGCCACGGCAGCGCAGUCGACUGGUGGACCCUCGGGAUCUUUAUCUUCGAGCUUUUCUACGGUGUGACGCCGUUUAAGGGGUUCGAUCACGAGCUCACGCUGGCGAACAUCGUGGCCCGGGCGUUGGAGUUCCCUAAGGAGCCGAGCAUCCCAAGCCCGGCGAAGGACCUGAUAUCGCAGCUACUAGUGAAGGACCCCACCAGGAGAAUGGGGUCCACCAUGGGAGCUACCGCCAUCAAGCACCACCCCUUCUUUAACGGCGUUAAUUGGGCAUUGUUGCGGUGUGCUUCGCCGCCGUUUGUUCCCCGGCCGGUGAAUUACUCCGAUUUUGUACAAGCCGAUCUCCAAGGAACUGAUAACUCAAUAGAGUAUUAUUAGUUUAAGUUACAUAAAUAAAAAAAGGAGAAAAAGAAAAGAGAAGGUUCAUGGAUGGAUUAUA